AUGUCUACCGCCACCUUCCACGCACGCACAACCUACCGCGCCCUCCUCCGCGAGCUCCCACGCAAACAAUUCAAAACCCCCUCCCCACUCCACCAACGCCUCCGCGAUGUCUUCCGCUCAACGCCAUCCGCCGAGAACGGCGCCCUGCCCUUUUCACACGCUACAACGGCCGAAGAACGCGCCCUCCGCGUCCAAGAAGCAGAUCAACUCGCUCAAUAUGCCCGCGCCCAGCGCGUAUACUGUGACUUGCUUGAGCGGUAUAACCCCGGCAUGAGCAUGGACGAGGAAGAGAAGAUUAGACUUACCGCCAACCGGGUUGGGUUUGAAUUGCCUGAGCUGCAUAAUCCCGAGAAGAACUAG
Penicillium soppii is the source of this 360-nucleotide messenger RNA. RefSeq names its product LYR motif-containing protein. The transcript has a single exon. Gene Ontology annotation, biological process: mitochondrial proton-transporting ATP synthase complex assembly. Bases 1 to 360 code for a protein of 119 amino acids. The record is from RefSeq and is a predicted model, not a curated record. NCBI's taxonomy places the organism in Eukaryota, Fungi, Ascomycota, Eurotiomycetes, Eurotiales, Aspergillaceae. Gene Ontology annotation, cellular component: mitochondrial matrix.